UACAUAUCCAUUCCCUUGAAGAGGUAGAGGCGGCUAGGGUUUGAAUUCCCUUCUUAUAGAAGAAGAAGAAAAGGAGAACAAAAGACUUUGAUCAUUACCUUUUAUCAAUCUGUUCGAUUUACCCAUCUCAAAAACCAUCACUUGAUCGUUACUCUUUCUACCAAUGAGCUACACGACCAAUCCUUCGCCGCCUCCGUUUAUGCCGCCAUAUCCCGGCGCCGGCGGCGGAGACAUUUGUGGGUUUUGGCCUCAAUCCCCUAUGAACACCGAAAACCCAGAUUCAUCAUUCGUGGACACUCAUCCUUACAAGAGACAAAGGAGUUGCGGUAACAACUACAACAUGCAAGAUCAAAAUAACCGACCCAUGCAGCCUUUGAUUCAGACGAACAUGGGCGCUGGAGCAUGUCAUAUCUUUUACAAGACCCGUCUGUGUCAAAAAUUCUUCGAAGGUAACUGUCGUAAUAGCGAUCGUUGUACAUUUGCUCAUGGACAUGCUGAUUUGAGAAAUCCGCCGCCGAAUUGGCAAGAAAUCGUUGGAUCAAAAGAUAAGGAUAAUAAAGUUGCUGCAGGGAAUUGGGACGAUGAUCAGAGAAUAAUCCAAAAGAUGAAAAUUUGCAGAAAGUUCUACAAUGGUGAGGAAUGUCCUUAUGGUAAUAAGUGCAAUUUUCUUCACGAGUGUCCAUCGAAGUUUAAGUCUGAUGUUAUAGUUACCAUUAAUCGUGAGAUUGAAGAUAACUCCGCAGCUUUAAUGCCUAUCCCUGCAGAUUUGAACAACUCAGACCAAACCGAUACUUUCAAUAAUAAUAAUAAUAAUUUCCAUGUUAAGUCCACUUACUGGAAAACUAGGCUUUGUAGCAAAUGGGAAACGACUGGUUUCUGCCCCUUUGGAGAUAGAUGUCACUUUGCUCAUGGAUUCUUAGAGAUUCAGCAACCGGGUAAUGUUGGAGGUGAUGCAAUUGGAAGAGGAAUGAUUAACAAUGUUUCUGUUGAUGAUGUACAAGUACAACCGCAUGUUCUUCUUCCUUCUAAUUCCAUUAUUAGCACGACUCCAUUGAUGACAGCAGAUGUUAGAAGGUCCAAAUGGAAAACAGGAAAGAAGAUUAAUCGAAUAUACGGAGAUUGGUUAGACAGUGCAAAUUCACCACCAAAGGGCAUUCCUGGAAGAGCAGUAGAAGAAGAGAGUUGAUCAGUGUUUUCAUAACUGUUGUGUGUUCAUCACGAUGUUCUUCAAUUGUGAGAUGAAUUUCGUUUAUUUUGAUCUCAACCCUAAUAUUGGACCAUUUUGAAUCCUAAUCAACAUAGAUCAGUCAUGUUGUAUCAAA
Impatiens glandulifera is the source of this 1322-nucleotide messenger RNA. RefSeq names its product zinc finger CCCH domain-containing protein 39-like. Gene Ontology annotation, molecular function: mRNA binding; metal ion binding. Lineage: Eukaryota; Viridiplantae; Streptophyta; Magnoliopsida; Ericales; Balsaminaceae. The record is from RefSeq and is a predicted model, not a curated record. The transcript has 2 exons. The coding region runs from base 164 to 1186 and encodes 340 amino acids.